UACAAGGAGAGACUAAUAUAAAGGGCUUGUGGUUUCAGCUCAUCAUCAUCUAACGUAAAGAGAUCAGAUUUACAGCACUAAGGGUCUGAAAACUAGGUUUCGAGUCAAUAUGCUGGUGAGAAUAGCAGUGCUUGCACUGGUACUGUGCACAAUCACAGGAUCCCAGGCUGACAUCAGCUCUGAGCAAAUAUCUGAUUCUUUCUGGAAGUACUACUCCCAGCUGAGCAGUGGUACGAAGGAUAGAGUGGAGCAGAUACAGCAGUCUGACGUCAGGAAACAGCUAAAUAUUCUGAUAGAAGAAAACCUGAAGAGUGUUAAUCUAUACGCAGGAGAUUUACAGCAACAGCUCAUUCCCUUUGCAAAACAGAUACACGAGCAGCUAACCAAGGAUUCAGAAAAGUUGCGGGAGCAAAUAAGACAGGAGCUGGAAACGCUGAAGGUCAAGUUGUCACCAUAUGCGUAUGAGGUGCACAAGCAACUGAACAGGAACGCAGAGGAACUCCAGAUAAAACUGGCUCCAUAUGCAGAGCAGUUACGGAGCGAGCUAGAUAAGAACUCCCAGAUAGUAAGCAAGCAGCUAAAAUCUGUAACCAAGGAGUUGGAAGCCAAGAUCAGAGAAAAUGUUGACCGUGUUCAGGAAUCACUGACCCCAUAUUCCCAAGAACUAAGGGCUACAAUAGAUGACAACGUGGAACAACUGAGAAAGCAAAUUAAGCCGGUCACUGAAAAAAUUAAAGAUAACAUCGAUCAACAACUCCAAGAGCUGUAUAAAAACCUUACACCCUAUGCAGAAGAUGUCCAAGAUGAGCUGCGCAAGCAGAUUGAGGCCAUGGACUUUCAGAUGAAGAAGAAUGUUGAGCAGAUGGAGGGCAAAAUCUUGGAGUUCACUGUGCAGCUGAAAGAACAACUUUACCCCUAUGCCAAUGAGCUAAGAAGCACGCUGAACGGUGAUUUGACAAACGUCAAGCAGAAAUUGGAGCCAUACUUUUCUGAGAUGAACCAGAAGAUGGACAAGAAGAUUGUUGAGUUCAAAGAAACAAUGAGCCCCUAUGCAGAUGCCCUCAACAAGGCUCUUGUACAGAGAGUGGAAGACAUGAAGCAGAAGCUGGGCGAAUACACGGUCACCAUACAGGAUCAAGUGGAGUUCUUAGAGAAAGAUGUCCGAGACAAGAUCCAAUAUUUCAUCAGCAAGGGCGUCUCCACCGAAAACUAAAUUUUAUUCUAUUGACUUUAUGCCAGCUGACGGACGUCACUCAAACUGACACCAUCAAUUGAGAAAGAGGCUUUCAAACUGAACUCAUAAAACUGCUUACAUCUAUUAUAUUGUACUUUUACUAUGCUUCUGUAACGCCCCAGAGUGCCGUUACCACCUUUGUGCCUUGCUACUGUCUCCUAUGGUUAACCUCAUGUCAUCAUAUGUAUUUAUUGCAGGACCAUCACACUGUGCAUAUCUAUUUUAGUGCAACUGUUUAUGUUUUCAUGUAAUGUGCCUGAAUAACCAACAGAUGGCGGCAAACAUGGCAAAGCUACAGGUACCUAGAAUAGGACCUUUCCUUCCAUUCUAACCCUCUGCUGUGGUGUGGUGGGUAUUUUUCCCACUUGCUGCAGGAAGGAAGCAGGAGCCGUCCGUGCUGGACGAUCCCUGUCUGGGCCAGCUUGAGCACCUUCAGCUCAGCUGGAUUAGGAGGUCAAAGCUCAAAGCCAGGAGACCAGGAGGACAGUUUUCCCUGGAUAAAGUUAGAGACAGACCAGAACACAGACAAUUAUGUACAGCAUAAAGAAGAAGCUGAGUCCCAUAGCCAGCCUGUUAGCACAGCAGAGCCAGAUAGCAACAGAAGUAGUAGAGAGGAGUUUGUCUGCCACAGUUAAUGCCAACGCCAGCUGGAAGCUAAGAUAAAUCCUGUAAACUGUUUGGAGAAAUGUUCAGUGAAAGUAAAGCUGCUGUUCUACUAUA
This is a messenger RNA of Bufo gargarizans (Asiatic toad), 1954 nucleotides long. Its product is annotated as apolipoprotein A-IV-like. Gene Ontology annotation, cellular component: extracellular region. The record is from RefSeq and is a predicted model, not a curated record. Lineage: Eukaryota; Metazoa; Chordata; Amphibia; Anura; Bufonidae. Gene Ontology annotation, molecular function: lipid binding. The coding region runs from base 110 to 1213 and encodes 367 amino acids. The transcript has 4 exons. Gene Ontology annotation, biological process: lipoprotein metabolic process; lipid transport.